AACAGUGCAAGUGCCUAAAAUAGACGCUUAACGGGAUUACAAGAACGUCACGUCGUCGUCAAGACGAUUUUGGAAUGUGGUGGACGCUAACUGGCAACUUCGGCAACAUCCUUCCAAUAGACUGGUCCAAAUCUUACGCUAGGAAAUUACAGAUCAACGCGUUGCAUUUAGAACAGGAACCCCGGACCCCAGCCGACGACGAGAUCGACUCCCUGAGCAGUGAAGAUGAGCAAGUGGCAGGCGAUCUGGACAUGCACGCGCUCAUCCUCGGCGGACUCGGUAAUCAAGAACAGGAACCACUUAAGACGGCGGACGAGGUGAUCAGGGAGAUCGAUGACAUGAUCAGGGAACAGGAGGAAGAUGGAUCGCCAGACUCUGCGGUAGAGUCUAUGACAUCAGCCUUGGAGAACAGCGAGGUCAUGGAGAAGGCCAAGGAGGUUUUGAGUUCGCCUCUGUACGAAGAUAAAUUGAGAGAUCUCAGCCUGUCGCAACUGAACGAGCUAUUCUUGGAGCUAGAGGUGCUGAUCCGAGAGUUUUCGGAAACCCUUAUCGCAGAAUUGGCACUCCGUGAUGAACUAGAAUACGAGAAGGAACUCAAGAAUACGUUUAUAUCUCUACUGCUUGCCGUACAGAAUAAAAGGAGGCAGUACCAUGUGGAGAAGAAGCGAAGCUCGAAAAACCCCUCGAUCAAACCUGCGAAUGGGUUGGAUCCCAAGUAUUUGACGACCGUGAUUCCUUAUCACAUAGACUGUGGACCACCAGAUAACCAGACGCUGCAGGUACUCAUCAAAAUUCUGAAAGCGAUUAAUGAAGAUAGUCCUACGGUGCCGACCUUACUAACAGAUUAUAUAUUGAAAGUCAUUUGUCCAACAUAAACAGAGAAGAUCCAAGCCACAAGACAUCUAGUUGAAGUAAGCUUUUGAUGCCGCAGCACAUUAGGUUGUUGAUGAAGAUAUUUUAAGCAUAAUACUUAGUCACAGUGUAUUUACUGUAAAGAUGUGUUAUGUGUUGACCAAACAUGUAGUAGGAUUCGAGGAUCGCAUUGGGAUAUUAUAUCGUACUCAGUUGUCCUUAAAUGCUGCUACACAGAUUGAAGAAAGUUACUAUAUCUGGAAGUAAAUAUAUAAACCAAAACUACUGGGGAAAUACUGACAAUACGUGUACCCGCGUUGAAAUUUCAUUUCGUGGGUUUUAUUGUCAAUAUUUUUUCUAGUAGUAUAUGAUAAAUGAAAAGUUUCGAUCUAUACAUGAUUCUAUUUGUUGGGAUAUUUAUUUAUUAUUAUUUAGUCUCUCUGUUGUAGUCAGUAUCAGAUUAUUUACAAUUUUGGUCAAAAUUCUACAUAUUCUUGUGUUGUCGGACAGGUUCCCUUACGGGAAGAUCCAGGAGAAACCGACAUACUUCGUCAAAAUCCAUUGCUUAAGUAAAACAAGAAUGAAUACACACAAUGCCUUUUUAUCGUUCUAUGUAUACAGGAUCGGCAGGAAAUCAUUGAGGUCCCGUAUUUAAUAUGUUUGAGCGAGCGAGAUAAAGAGAGAAACACGUAUGCGAGAGCGAGUACGCAAAUGAAAUGUGCUCUAGAAUAAGGACAAGUCUGGUCGUUUUAUUCCCGAUGUCGCUUUAACAUUCAUGUUUCUCUCUCUAUCUCGCUCGUGUAUAGUAAAUCAGUGAUUCUCUGCCGAUUAUGUGUUUUUUUUACACUGGAGUUGCUUCUGACUUCUGGCUCUGAAAAUGUAUUAUUUUUUACCCUAAUACACCGUAUUUCAGGGAUAUCCUAAUUUUUGAAUAUUUUAAGUGUUAACAAUGCAAACGUAAUAAGUGAAAAAUAUCCUUUCAAAUAGGAACAUGCUCUAAUUUAAUCCCACUUCUGAUGCCUUGAUUUCGUUUUUUCUUUAUACUCUACCACCUAGGGCAUGCGAUAUUUACUCUAUACUUCAGUAUAGUGCACUUUAAGUUGUAUAUAUUUCGUUUGAAAAUUCUAGUCGAUCCCAUUAGAUAGCUUGAAAACUGAACUGUUACCGGUUGAUUUUCAGAGACCGUAAUGCAGUUUUCAAGCAUAAUGUCUAUAAAAUGGGGCUCUACAAACAUGACAAACUGUACAUUUUUAGUGUUAUUUCUUUGUCUUGCACACAAAAUCGCUAUUUUGUGCAAUAUUUGAUAAUUUCGUGAACUCGUAGUAUACAGUUAUGUUAAGGACGCUUGGAAAGUUUUUUGAAAUGUAUCAGACGAUUUUGGAAAUCCCGUUGGUGAAAAAACUUCCUACCAAAAUGUACCUAUAUACUAGAUGCAUUACUUCUGUUAAAAGAUUAAGAUCAAAAUUAGGAAAUAUUUUUAGUCUAAUGAUUAUAUAAUGAUAAAAAAGGUCUUUUUUAGCAUAUUGACCGUUAGCCAUAUGGCUACUCCGCUUAAACUCAAAAACGAGGACUUUAUUUAGAGUCUCUCAAAAAAUCAUGGCGGUAAGAUUUCUUUUUGAAAAUAUUUGAGUGGCGGGGCAAUUUUGAAAUGUCAAUUUACCCCCCAAAAAAAAACAGGCAUCUGUUUUGUACAAUUUUGACAAAAUUUUCUUAUAUAUUUUUAAACAUGUAAAGUGAACACAAGUUUAAUGGAUAGUGCUAUAAUAAAAUGCAGGAUAUUCAGAUAACAAACAAUGACGACUAGAAGAAUUCUUCCAUAGUUUUCUUGCAUAAAUGGCUAACUGAAAGUUGAUAUAUUUCAAAAAACUUCUAUCGUUAAGUGAAACUCGUAAUUCGGUAUAUGAUAUUUUUAAGUGAGCUUGACUGUAACGCUUAUAUUUUUGUAUUAUAUCCUACUAUGACAAUUUGCCAUCGUUUUAUAUUUUAUGUGAAUGUUUUGUAAAAAAUGUAUAUUUUCUUGUAACGUACAAAAGCUAUUUAUUUUAUUAUUUUCGUCUUGCCAUAUUGUAAUUGUAAGUUUUUUUGCUGAAACAAAACGUAAUAAUUAUAACCUUGAAAGUUUUAAACCUGAUUAAAAUUUUUGUGUAAAUGUUACCUUCUUUCGAUAAGCAGCCUAUGUAGAAGAUCUCUGUAAUAAAUACAUUUUUUCUCCAAAAA
Messenger RNA from Acanthoscelides obtectus, 3069 nucleotides. The record is from the annotation of a GenBank genome assembly. Lineage: Eukaryota; Metazoa; Arthropoda; Insecta; Coleoptera; Chrysomelidae.